Chroicocephalus ridibundus (black-headed gull) is the source of this 3758-nucleotide messenger RNA. RefSeq names its product ankyrin repeat domain 40 (gene ANKRD40). NCBI's taxonomy places the organism in Eukaryota, Metazoa, Chordata, Aves, Charadriiformes, Laridae. Gene Ontology annotation, molecular function: protein binding. The coding region runs from base 331 to 1443 and encodes 370 amino acids. The record is from RefSeq and is a predicted model, not a curated record. The transcript is spliced from 5 exons.
AUUGAUUUCACCGAGAACGCUCAAAGACGAUGAGAACGCCCUCGACAGGACCACCGGAGGUGCAGGAGCAGCCGCCCGGACGGCAGACGUGGUGCGUUGUGCCGUUACCUGUCUGUCGGACCCCCCCGGUGCCUCCGGGAGCCCCCGGUACCCGCCGGUUCCCGCUGAGCGCCCGGGCGGACCCGCCGCCCGCCAGCCGGAACCCGAUGCCCGGGCCCGGGUUGUCCCCUGUAAUAGAGUCCCCCGGCGGAGCGCGGCCCGGAGCCCUGCGGGGGUGACACCGGGCGCCCCGCUCUCCCCGCCGGUCCUUCCCCGGGGUGUCCGCGGGCCAUGAGGGCUCGCCCCGGGCUGGAGGCGGCCGGGGGCGGUGGCGGCGGCGAGAUGUCGGCUGCGGGCGGCGAGCGGGAGCGGCAGGAGCGGCUGCGGGAGGCGGCGGCGCUGGGGGACGCGGAGGAGGUGCGGCGGCUGGUGGAGCUGGGGGUCAGCCUCAACUCCCAGAACGAAGUCAACGGCUGGACCUGUUUGCACUGGGCGUGUAAACGGAACCAUGCUCCAGUGGUGGCUUACCUGCUGCACGCCGGCGCCGACAAGGAGAUCCUCACCAAGAAAGGAGAGAGGCCGGCCCAGUUAACGUCAAAGAGGGAGAUAAGGAAGAUGUUGGGAGUGGAAGAUGAUGAACUCUCAGACUUAACGAAAGAUUCAGAUCUGCCCAUCAUCCCUAAUUACCUGGCUAACCCACCUUUCCCGUACGUCUAUAACACCAUGAGCAGCAGUAUUCCAGAUCCCUCUGUGAACGGGAGUCUCUCACACUCGGAACCGCAAGGUACCGACUCUUCUUCCUUACCGGACGCGGAGGCUCGCCCACGUGCAGCGUUACAGCGCGGGACUGCUGCUCCCGAGGCGGCUGGGAAGGGUGACGUGCCAUCGCUGCCACCAGGCGUGACGCCUGUCCUUCAGAGAGGUCCCCUUUACCAGGGAGCCGUGUCGUGGAGCAGGGGUCCCCCUUCGCCGGCUGGAUCGAAUCAGCCUGUACCUCCGCAAGAGAAUGGCUCCUGCGCGGGGCCCGUGCCGGCAUUUCAGCCCGUUUUCUUCACAGGAGCUUUCCCACUUAAUAUGCAAGAACUGGUGCUUAAAGUUAGAAUUCAAAACCCUAAUCUUAGAGAAAAUGACUUCAUUGAAAUUGAACUGGACAGACAAGAACUGACCUAUAAGGAACUGCUCCGAGUGAGUUGCCGUGAGCUGGGUGUUAACCCUGAGCAUGUACAGAAGAUCAGAAAAUUACCAAAUACAAUGUUAAGAAAGGACAAAGAUGUCGCGAGGCUACAGGAUUUCCAAGAACUGGAGCUUGUUCUAACAGUAAGCGAGAAAAACUUACUUUUCAGAGUCCCAACACUUUCUGAUCGGAGUGGUUAUAACAAGAAGGCAUCAGAACUUACAUAUUAAUUGUUGAAAGAAUAAAACAAAAUAUUUGUAUCUCUCAUUUUAAAAUUACGUUUGAAAUGCAGUACUGUAAGGGCUAAUGAUGUAAAAAAAAAAAUAAUCUAUUUUGUUAACCUUGAAAUAAACUAAAGUUGUUAUGCAGAGUUACAGCCUCUAGUUAAUCUAAGAGUAAUGAGUCUGAUGUGAAAGUAGCGUAAUGCAAAGGAAUUAUUGGUAGAAGUAUCUGUUAAUGAAACACUUUUCCUUACAAAAAGAUAAUCUUGAAAUACUGCAGAGUUAGCAGCUCUCAGGGAAAGUCUUACCUUAAACUGUUCUAAUAAAUUGUUUUGCUAUAAAAUAGCAGAGGUACUCAAGCUAAAGAACCUGCCAUGAAACCCAUUUAAUAUUUGUACUGAGUCCAUUACCAUUAACCUUCACUUUUUAGAUCGUGUAUUUUCAGUCAUAUCUUAUUUAGAAGGAAAAAAACCAGAAGGGUUAAAAUUUGUGGAAGAAGCACAAAACUAUGUCUAGUUUGAAUACUGUCAAGUGACUUACUACCUGUGAUUUCUUAAUCCCUGUUUACACUUUUCCCUAUUUCUCAGGUUGAAAAUAAGAAGUGAUAGUAAUUAUCCAAAUCAUAAGUAUGCUUUCAGCCAAAAUCCCUUUUAUUGUUGUCUGUCAAUAUAUAGUAUUGACAUAUGCAAUUUAAAAUACUAUUUUUGUUACUGUAUCGACAACAGUUCUCCAAUGCUGCUUUAAUUUCCCCUUUUAAAAGCACAAAAACUGUAAUUUUGUAAUUUUAUUUUCCUUUUACUUCUACAUUCCUGAGAAAAAUCGCCUCUUGAACCUUUAAAGUUGCCUGUGUAAAAAGAAACUAGUGAAAAACCCAGGCUUUUCUGGGCCGAUAUUAAAUCUUUAUGUUCCUAUGCAAUGUAUUUUAUUUUUUUUUCCCCCGAUGACUUGUGAUUACCCAUGUUGUUUACUGAAAAAAAAAAAAAUCGUUCUUCCUGUUACUUAAAAGUCAGAAUUAGAUUACUUUGCUAUGAAAUUGUGGAAUAAAUAAAGUGAAAAGUAUUUAAGAGCCGGAUUUUAUCUGAUUUUUUAGGAUUUUAGUAUUUACUCAUUCAUUUGCAUUUGAGGCCGAGUUCUAUUCUGGUAGCCCAACUGUAGAAGUGCGUGCUAUGAAUUAGAUGAAGAAACUAAAGUACGAGAUGUAACAGGCAAACAGAACAUACCAAACGGGACCGAAUUUCCCUCUGUUUCUUCGUCUUCCCCCCAGUUUCUUUGGAAGCUAGAGCAGCCAGAGGGUUGGAGUGCCUUCUUGUCUAAGGCUUCCCGGCCCCAGUUAGCUGCGCAGGGCGCGCGGCCCCGUAGACGGGCUCCAUAGCAGCAGCGCUGAGCAGGGAGCACCCAAACUAGCUGGAGACAACGCUGAGGCGAGGACAUGGUGAGCUCUUGCCGCUCCGGAUGCCUUCCCCUGCGCGGCAUUGGGGCUCCACCGCAGCCCCGUGGCCUUCCUCGGAGGCUGCGGCGGGUAGCGAAGUUCACGCUUCCCCUGCGGUCAGAGCAGUCGCCUGUACUACAGCUCGUACAACGGGAACUGGUCCCAAAUUUACGCCUGCUCUCUCUCUCUCAUCCAGUGACUAGUGCUUUGAGCAAAGGGAAGCAGCUUCAGCAGGAGUGACUGAGCACACAAGAGGGAGCCCUCUCCCACUCUGCCUUGUACUCGGAUGUCCAGUGUUCACCUGGAGGCGCAGAUCCAUGCAAACACCCAAAUUUCCUGUGUGCCCAUUAACAACACUGCAGCUCAGUCUCCUACGGCUAGUAGUAGAGCAUUUUUGUCACAACAAAAUACCCUCUUCUGAAAAGCGCUGGAGGUCAAACGUGGUCUGCGUCAUUGGCAAUACCUAUUUUUAUACCAAAUUGCUGGUGGUGUAUUAACUUCUGUAUAAAGGACUAACAAACCUGUUCCUCAUCUCGCGCUCCCUGGCACACGGAGAGGUGGGGUUUAGGAUGGGCUGUCUCACCGCCAGCACAAUCCCUGCGGGCACCGGGAUUACCCACUCAGACCUGCGGGAGGAAAGCUCCGCUGUCGGGCUGACGACUUCGUUACACCGAUUACCUUGCACAGAUGCUGGUCGCUGCCUGCAUUCCGAGGAGUAUUUUUAUACCUUGUGCAGUUUAUACAUAGAAGAUACUGUUAACACAGCUAACAAUCUGAUCAGUGUAUAAUCAUGACAUUACUGCGUAUGAUAAGUAAUUCAUUACUUUGCGCCCUGCUAUAUGAAAUGUUAACGUCAAAUGAAUGCUCAGCUGCAGAUUCUCGUUUCUAUUUAAGA